AUGGCAAGAUUUUGGACCAUUUGCGUGGCUAUAUUCAUGUUUCGUGAUCCUAUACGUCUGGCAGACUCGCUUCAAAGUGGAAAAUCUAAGGAUUAUUCGUUUCAACUUCGUAACACAGGAUUAAGUCGUGGAAGCCAACAAAUCGCACGGUUAAAUGGAGAUUUCACACUUGGCGCAAUGCUCCCAAUUCAUAUGUCGAGCGCCGGGUUAUUAUGCUCGGGACUGUAUGUCGACGGUAUUGUGCUAGUAGAAGCAAUUAUUUUCGCUCUGCGUGAGAUAAAGAAUAGAAAAUUAUUACCGGAAGAAAUCACCCUUGGAUACGAAAUACGGGAUACUUGUAAUUCAGUAAUAGUUGCGCAAAGGCAUACAUUGGAUAUCGUCAUUGAGGCGACGAAAUUUGAAAGAAAUAGCGAGUAUAUGAACGACAGUAAUGGCUCAAUACUAUCGUAUUCUACUCGAGAUUAUAAGCAAUCAAGUAACAGCUUGAUAGCAGUUGUCGGUGCUGGAAACAGUGAGAUAUCGGUGGCUGUUAACAGAGUUCUUAGUGCAUUUAGCAUUCCUCAAAUUGGUUUUGCUUCCACAUCGAGAUAUCUUAGUGAAAAACUACGUUUUCCUUCUUUUUUCCGUACAGUCCCACCCGACACGCAUCUAGUGGAAGGCAUCGUAGCUUUGUUUCAAAAGUUCUCUUGGAAUUACGUUGGACUUUUGGUUUCAGAUGGCGAUUACGGAAGACCGUUAGCUGACUCUUUUAGAUCAUCAGCCAAACAGAAAGGAAUUUGCAUUACGUAUGAACACCUAUUGCCUUUCCAAGUCAACCUGGAAAAUGCUAAAUCUAUUGUUCGAGAGAUGAAUUCAAAAACCAACAUAGAAAUCGUUGUGAUUUUACUUCCUGAAUCUGAUGUUAACACUAUGCUUCUUGCAAUGCUAGAAAUUGGUCUGACCAACAAAACAUUAAUCGCAAGUGAUUCCUGGUCGAGGGCCAUCAAGGAUUUAACAUUUUCAAAUAUCGUUGCUGGAACAUUAGGAUUUGCCCACCAUUAUACACAAGUUAAAGAGUUCGAAGACUAUUUUCUUGGUUUAAAGCCAAACACGAACACAUGGAAUCCAUGGUUUAACGAAACUUGGGAGCAUUUAUUUGACUGUGUGCUUCCUAAAAAAGAUAACACUGAACCCAAUAAAACUUUUUCUUCAAGAAAAGUUAAAAAAUUCUGCAACUUAGAAAAGCAACACUUCAAAAGAGAACAUUUUACAAGAUUUCACUAUGUAAGUAAUAUAAUGAAUGCAGUCUUUGCUGUGGCGAAUGGCAUUCAAAGUUUCUACCAAAAAGAACAUGACUCUGUUUUUUCGCUAACCCCACUCGAGUUGCUGAGAACGUUAAAAGAAAGUACUUUUCAGAAAUACGAUGGCGAAAACAUCACGUUUGAUGAAAAUGGCGAUGUUAGUGGAAAAUACACUUUGGUGAAUAUUCAUCCGGAUCUGAAAAUCCACAAUGUCGGAAUUUGGAACGGAGAAUAUUUGGAAGUUGAUGAUUUUGAGAGAAUUUGGUGGAACACUGAUCAAAGAAGUCCUCCAAAAGGUGUUUGUUCCCUACCUUGUAGUGCAGGCUGGCAUCGACAUGCAUCAAAGGCAGAUCCACAGUGUUGUUGGACCUGUCAACGUUGCUUUGCUGGAACGAUCAGUAACCGAUCUGGCGCAACAAGAUGCAUUCCUUGUCCUACGAACCACAUUACUAACCUCAACCAAACAGCUUGUCUUUUCAUUCCACUGAAUUACCUCGAUUGGCACAGCUUUUGGACAAUUUCCAUCGUAAUUUUGGCGUUAUUAUCUGUGUCCAUCUUAUUAUUCGUCCUUACGCUGUUUAUACGUUAUGUAAACACGCCAGUUGUAAAAUCUUCUAACCGUGAGCUAAGCUUGCUUCUGGGCGUUGGAUUGUUUUUGACUUUCCUUGUACCGUUUGUAUUUGCAGGUAAACCAACAAAUUUUAAAUGUAUUAUCAGUCAGGUGAUGUUUUGUGUUGGCUGUGCACUAGCGCUCUCGGCAAUGCUAUUCCGAACAUUGCGAAUUGUAUUGCUCUUUGGCUCCAUGAACCGAAGACUUUGGCUCCUGAAGAAUAAAUAUCAAAUUGCAAUGACACUUGCUUUAACUUUUGCAGAGCUUAUUUACUGCUUGUUGUGGGUAGCUGUGAACCCGCCGAGUGUACGAACAGUGAAAAUAAUACCGACCAAACGGUAUCUAGUGUGUGAGUUUGAUAAAUACUGGUACAGUGGCUCGCAUCUUUUGCUAAUAUUUCUAAGCAUCGUUUGUACGGUUCUGGCUGUAAAAGGUCGAAAGCUUCCUAAAAACUUUAACGAAGUUCGACAUAUUGGAUUGAGUAUGUUUACAUUCAACAUCGUCUGGGUAGUGUUCAUGUGCGCGCAGUACGGUGCAUCACUGGAAUACGAUGUUAAAAUCAACUGCUUUGCAAUGAUCAUUUCUAGUUUAAUGAUCUUAGUGCUUUUGUUUGGUCCAAAAGUUUUCGUCUUACUAUUUCGCGCGCACUUAAACAAGAAAGAAGAAUUCGAAGCGGAGGUUCGUCGCUAUUCAUUUGGGGUUCCGAACGUCUCCACCUCUGCAACAUCUCUGAGGCGAGGUUCCUCCAUGACCUUUCGAACAGCAAACCCUUCUAAUGAUCAGUUUUUGAGGGUUGCUUCUGAUGAUUUAAAACGAAUGCGCUCGCACAGUUUUGACACUAUGGCCAGUCGUUUUUACCAGAAUCCUUAUCCUUCACCAAAAUGUUUCUCGAAGGAAACACAAACUAAUUUUCCGAGCGAUCUUGCAAACGCAUCCGAGUUGAGAGAAAGCUCGGAAAUUCCUCCUGUUGUUGUAAGAAUAACAGAGGAAGAGAACGGUAAUGAUUCCUUUGAAAAGGAAGAUAAAUACUUGAAUGUAGUAGACAAUGCAGAAUUGCCCGGUGUGAAAAUUAGUGAUUUCAACUAUGAUACUAAUUUGAACGCCAAAGGCACGGUAAAUGGCGAACGUCCUUCGAAAAGAGCAUGUAGUUUACAGCCGGAACUAAAAAAGGGACAGGAUUUGAAUUUAGAUACGAGCGAUUCAAAUGAACUAGAAAAUUUACUUAAAGAUUUAGAUGUUCCAAAUAAGAAUAGUGCAAAUGAACAUACGAAUUCUUUCGCUAAAUUAUUCGAAAAACUUCCAAGUGAUGGGGAGCUAGCGUUUUCCAGUACGAGCCCAAUUGCCGAAAGUGAAUGCGAGGAACGUUGCAAAGAACUUAAGAAAUCGUGCACGAAUGGUGGAAACAGAGUUUCAGGUUUAACACUUGAAGGAGCUGCCAAGCCAGAACGGACACAAAAUUACUUCUUAGAAAAUGAUCUUAAAUAUGGUAAUGAAAAUUGUAAAAUGAGUGAUCAUAGAAAUGGAUAUGAUAGAGAAACGGUAUUAUAG
Paramuricea clavata is the source of this 3438-nucleotide messenger RNA. Lineage: Eukaryota; Metazoa; Cnidaria; Anthozoa; Malacalcyonacea; Plexauridae. The record is from the annotation of a GenBank genome assembly.